Molecule: messenger RNA, 905 nt
Organism: Scleropages formosus (Asian bonytongue)
Lineage: Eukaryota; Metazoa; Chordata; Actinopteri; Osteoglossiformes; Osteoglossidae
Exons: 5
Coding region: 90-872 (260 amino acids)
Source: RefSeq, a predicted model, not a curated record
GACACCGCUGCAGCAGUUUUCAUUGAGAGCUCCAACAAAAGGCUGUAAAAGAGGUUCAAAGAUUAGUAGUGGGACUGAAAAUUUUGGAUAUGGCAGUUAAAUUUCAAGAGGAAAUCCCUCAGAAGAAACUGGAGAGUAAGAUACUUUCUUCCCCAGUGCAAGAAAGCGGAGCAUACCAAAGUAGUGCAAAAACCUGGAAAGCAUCUCAAUGCUCACCAUUUGGUUUGCCAAAUAAUCUGCAACAUCUUAAGUCUGAGAUGGAAGAGAUCCCAUGCCCUAAACAAGAACACUAUACACCAUACGCUACAACUGCCAAAGAGGGAGAUGACAGCGCCAGAGCUGGUCAGCAAAAUGAAGAUGGUGAAAACGCCAGUACAUCUGAAAAAGAAAGACCAUUGCCAACUCAAGCAAAGAAAGAAGAUGGAAGUGGUUUUAGCAGCAGUCCUAGGAGGAUCGGGGAACGAGUUAAAGGAAAACGGAAUGUCACGAUCACCCCUGUUAGACAUUCCAGGAGUUACAUAAAGAAAGCAGCGCUCUUUUUCAUGAUGUCAAGUAGUUUUCUCAUCUCUGCAGUGGCUCAUCAACGUGAUGGAUUAUGUUGCUUUGUCUGCUGGGAAAUAAGAUGUUCUGAGAAGUUAGAAAGAAUCUAUGUCUUAGGACAAGACACGCCACUUUGGAAAAGAAAAACUGGAGACAUCCAAAGCUGUGAUCAGACUUCACUUAAAGACUUGAUCCCGUGUCACCAUAAUGAUAAUGUCUUUCUACCAGUUUCCAAUAAUACAAUGAAAUUUGACUUUGAGAGAACUGGGGAAAAACUAAAUGCUACAAGAACAAGUGAGUAUUGCCAAUAUAUGCUGCUGCUAGCGAUCUAGAUGAGCUCACAGACUCUGUAACAUCAUAUGUCA